GUCGAGAAAAUAACACAGACUCUCCAAAAAGAAUCGAACUCUUAUCGAACCCAAAAACGCUCGCACGCUUUCAUUCCCGCCACAACCCCUUCUUCGGCCCCAUCGAUAUUCCGACCUCUCUCUCUCUUCCCUUCUUCCGGUCGAAUUCCGACCAUCGUUAGGGUUCCGACCUCUCGGUCGAUGCUCGGAUCCCGGCAACCUCGCUCCCGAGAACCUGCAAAAUCUCGACCCUAGGGUUCAUCCCGCGAUCCCGUCCUGCAGACAUGCCCGAGCUCACCGACCGGCACAAGGUCCUCAUCCAGGCCCUGAUCUCGCGCGGCCCCCUCAGCGAGAAGGACUUCCACGCCGUCUUCAACGGCGUCGCCGGCAAGCACCCAGCUGAUCAUCAGCAGCUGUUCAACAAUUACCUCCUGAAGAUAAAUAAGGAGCUCUCGCACGUCCAGUGCGAGCUGCGCGGGUGCAGGGACCAAAACGACGGCCGGGUUUUCUAUGGAUUCGUCAAUAACGUCGCCGACGAUCAAUCGGAGCUCGGGACGAAGUACUCGGUUCCGCAGAUCGCUUUCUACAAGUGCAUUGUAGAAGCAAUAGUGCAAGAUGCCACUGCUCAAGGCUGCAUUUCAGAUAUUGAUGCUCUAAAUAUACGGCUGGAAAAUCAGAUGCUGAAUGGAGCUGUGCCGCAGUCACAGGACAACUCUCUUAGUGUCCCUCCUGCAUUCAGGAAUUUUUCUAUAUCCCAGAAAGAAAAAACCCUUGAGCAACUUGUGCGGGACAAGUGGCUUUUUUCUGACUCAGAUGGUAAGAUAGGACUUGGCCUUCGAUCUUUCCUUGAUCUGAGAAGUUGGUUCCGCAGUAAUGAUAUCCCUUCAUGUGAAGUAUGUAACGAAGCUGCUAUCAAGGCGGAAUUGUGCCCAAAUGAUGAUUGUAACAUUCGAAUCCAUCAAUAUUGCCUGAAAAAACGAUUUUCCCAGAAGAAGGCUGAGCGAGUUUGUCCUAGUUGUGGCCAGCAGUGGAGAUGUGUACUGCCCAAAGCGGAAGAAAUAGAGGAAGAGGAUGCUCAAGAUGUGCAAAUCCAAAGCCAACCAGUUCCGCGUCCAAAGAGAAAGAAGCUUCGAAGCGGGGCAGCUACAAAUGCUGACACUCUAUUACCAACUUCAAGUCAAGAUGCCCCUAAUGGUCCUGAUUUUAGAAGGACAACUCGAAGCUCUGCCCGCCUGAGAUCAUGAUGCCGUCCGUUUAUAGUGAGUUAUUCCCUUUUGUAGUGCGGCAGAAGGGCUAGCGUUCUGUAAUUAGCUUUGAGAUUUCUGGUACUAGAUUUUCCCAGUAUAUGUGGUGAUUUUUGGACGCCGCACAUUUUUGCUCGGUUGCCCAUCUGGAAGCUGCAAGCUUCAGUAUUUAUGCUGCAACGAAUAGCUAGCUGGAACUUUGGUCGAGUUAUCAUUUCAUUCAAUUGGGCAAAAUGUAAUGCGCGUUGUCAUC
Eucalyptus grandis is the source of this 1476-nucleotide messenger RNA. RefSeq names its product non-structural maintenance of chromosomes element 1 homolog. The coding region runs from base 264 to 1223 and encodes 319 amino acids. Gene Ontology annotation, cellular component: Smc5-Smc6 complex; nucleus. The record is from RefSeq and is a predicted model, not a curated record. Gene Ontology annotation, biological process: double-strand break repair via homologous recombination; DNA damage tolerance. Lineage: Eukaryota; Viridiplantae; Streptophyta; Magnoliopsida; Myrtales; Myrtaceae. Gene Ontology annotation, molecular function: ubiquitin-protein transferase activity. The transcript has 6 exons.